This is a messenger RNA of Adineta ricciae, 345 nucleotides long. NCBI's taxonomy places the organism in Eukaryota, Metazoa, Rotifera, Eurotatoria, Adinetida, Adinetidae. The record is from the annotation of a GenBank genome assembly.
AUGUCGUCGGCUCUGUUUUCAGAAAAUGAUCGAUUUAUUAUGUUAUUACCACGGAAAAAUCGCAUUACGAGCGUCACUGCGGAACAAAAACGUGCAUUAGACGUCAUUCAAUUGUUCGUUAAAUUAUUUCCUCGAAUACAAAGUCUUUCAAUUGAUAUAAUGCUCAAAGAUGUGAAAUCAAUAUUCGAACUUCUAUCGAAUGAAAACGUUCCGAAUCUACUUUUACUAUAUUUCAACUUCGCAAGUAAAGCAUGUUUUCCACAGUUGAAUGGUUUAAUUGCUUCUAAAGUCUUACCUUCUGAUUAUAAAGUGGUGCGUGUUGAUGAAAAACUGUAUUUAUGGUGA